GUUUGAACUGGCCAUGUGUUUGCCAUGAACCGGUCCGUGAGCUGCCCGGCCAAAGGGAAGGACGCACCCCUCCUUUCAGUCCGCGAGAAUCGUGACGCCGGAGGUGAUAGUUUGUCGCCCAUCAGCCCCCUGAGCACAUUGUUAGCCUCCAGCAGUGCUGGAAGCCCUACCUGGGCCAGUCGCAAGUACCGGGCCUUACGCGAAGCCAGACGUCCGCCGUCUCGCUUCGAAGCUUCGCGGCUAGAGCCCUUGCCACUAGCGAAAGGCGCGGUGCGACACCACCGUCCAGCGAGUUCCUCCACGAAAGCCGAGCAGCGUGGCAGCUCAGCUCGGGCACCUGAGGUCGCCAUCGACUUCGAUGCAGCGGAAGCGUUGGGACGGAAAAUCUUAGGGAAGGGCUCAUGGGUCAAGAGGAUCUUUGAAGAGUUUGAUGGAUCAGCUUGCGGUUUCCUGUGGCCUGCAGAGUUUGCGGCCUUGAAAGCGCGCUUUGAACAGGCCAUGGGUGGCUUUGGAAGCCGCGCCAACUUUAGCUUCGAUGCUGCGGACAGCAACAUGGAAGGGAGAAUCAGCCAGUACGAGUGGGAGCAGUACUCGGCCAUUCUCAUCGCUGAACUGGGCGAAACUCGCUGCAGGGUGGCGGCCGAACGGGUCUUAGGAAGCAGGAAAGCCGAGCACCGCCGCAAGGUGAAACACGUUUUCGUGUCUGAGGGCUUUGACGCACAAGCAUCAGUGCGUUUGCUGGAAGUAUGUUCCAAAGCCAACAAGAACAAUAGCCUUGUGGAGGACAUCCGUGUCGCAUUAGCCACGAAAGCAGAUCCAAAUGCUGGCCUAGCUAGCCCGGCCUUCAACGACUACACUCCACUGAUCUUCUUGGCAAGUACUCCGCCUUCGGCCAACGGUCAUCAGGUCGCCCAAGCCAUGGAGUUGUUGAUCACCUCACGCGCCGACGUGCAUCGCGAAUGUGGGCAAAUGUUCAGUGGUCGUCUAGUGCCCUUGAGAUUCGCCGCCAGGGCGCAAAAUGAGUAUGGCUUGGAAACGUUGCAGAGACACAUGGACCUCGGCGACGCCUUCCAAUGGGCCGCCGGUGAAAAUGCCGAGGGCAUCAUGCUUUCGGAGCUGCGACGGGAGUACGGCCAGGCCUUGGCUGAGAAGAUCGAGGCCAUGGCAUCCUUUAGCUACGUUGCAAGCACUCAGUUGAGAUUGUUCGCCUCGCCCAUCUUCCCUGGUGGCUUAAGCCCGGCAUGUGCCCUCUCCAUGUGCAGAGGCUCCUACUACGAUGGCCACGUUCAACGGGGCCAGCGAGCAGAUCCCAACUCUCCGGGCCUAGAAGGGAUGACUUCGUUGAUGCACAUGAUCAAUCAAGGAAAUGUGCCAGUGAUCGAGGCAUUGCUGGAUUGCCGCGCAACCCUGGACCAGCGUGACAGCAGUGGCGCAACACCCUUGCACUUUGCGGCCAUGAAUGCCAAGGUUGAUGUCGUCAAGCUCUUGUUAGAUAGAGGUGCUGAACCCAGUGAUGUAAACCAUGCCGGCUUCAGCCCUUGGAUGGUGGUGGGUGAGUUGCUUCCCAUGCCAGAUUCCUCACACAGCGACCCACGGGCAGAUGACAUCCGGGAGUGUUUGGAGUUGUUGAAGCCAAAGAUGCUCCCGGAAGAGUUGCUCCAAGCCGAAACCCCGGAGGAUUUGCUAUCUAUGGUGGGCGGAGAGAACUUUAGCAUCGAGGAUCUUCAGAAGGUUUUCCGCCUGCACGAAAGCUUGUUCUUCAAUCCGCGCAUGGCUAUCCAUGGGUCCUUUGAGGGGCGAACUACUUUGAACAGCUUGCUGGAGCGUUGGGCCAAUAUUCUCAUCCAAAUGUUGCAGAUCGAUCCACUCAAAGGAGACAUGAAAACCUUGGCCAAAUACCUCUUGCACGCCACCAAAGGCCCAGAAAGUGGUGCCUCCUUUGCAGGGAUUCGAAAGAUGUGGCAGCAAGAUGACAAUCGCUCCUCCUAUCGACCGCGACUGAUGGAGGCCGUGAAGAAACAGCUGAAUUUGUUCGCCGACGACUGCAACUCGCUGCGGAAGGGGGUGGAUCGGGCCGCUGCCGAGGCCAUCAGGGCUGCCAAGGCCGAGGCCGCCGAGGCCGCCGAGGCCAACCGCGCGGAGGCUGAGGCCGAGGCCGGUGAGGCGAGUGAGGCGACUGAGGCGACUGAGGCGCAGGAAGCCAAGGAAGCCGGUGAGGCCAAGGAAGCCAAGGAAGUGGUGGAGGCAGUGGAGGCACCAUAUCGAGGCUUGGGGGAGGUGAUGUAUAUGGUGGAUGAAUCAGAGGCCAGGGCAGCCCAGGUGGCCUGUCAGAAGCUCUUAGACAUGCCCAAAGAUAUCGUGACGAUCCCGGAGAAAUGGCAGGCAGAUCCAUUUUGGAGAAAAGUUCAAGAGCGACAAGUCUUGCGGUAUGAUCCGGCCUGGUCGUUGGAAAUUUGCAAUGGCAUCAGUUGUUUCUUCCAAAUGCUUCGACUGGGGGUGCCGCAAGAUCCUCAUGCUAAGCUAGUGGGUGACCAAGCUUGUGUGGUGUCAUCCAUAGCACACUACAGUCAGCUGCGGCAAGUGCUUCAUGCUCAAAUGAAAGAGCUGUAUGCAAGGGGCUAUGUGACCUACUCCAACCUCUGCAAUAAAGCAUUUCAGGACAAGAUGAAGCAGAUCGUCGCGCGAGCUCGGGACGACUCGAACUUGUCCGUCGGGAUGCCUGAAGAGCCUGUUGCAGCAAAACGUUUACAACGAAUCUUGGAGAAGACGAUUGAAGCUGAAGACGAGCGUGCUGGAUGGGACUGGCCAGACCGAUCAGAAAACUACCUGCGUCACACCUACUGCUUCUACAUUUUAGAUACUGUACGUAUGAGCUUUGGGUGCAAAGGUGAAACGGUGCCAGAACAGGUUCAUUGCUGCAUGCGAGUGCUGCACGAAUUCCAGCAGUGUUCCGUUGAAACUGAUGGCGUGCAGCUCUUGCGCACUAAGUCUGGCUUUGCUGCUGGAGUGGCCGGAGAUGGCGGGUAUGCAGAUGUGAAGCUCCUUCUUUAUGCCGAUUUGGGAAAACACGUGGCCUUUGAUGGAACGGAGAUUCCUUUGCGAAUCAUUGGCGAGGUACAGUUGAUUUUAGAGGGCUAUGAAGCUGUGAAGAAGCGAAUGCAUUUGGUCUAUGAAGUGAACCGUGGCAGUUUCGAUCGAAAGCGUAGACGUUGACCACCUCGCCCCAUGGCGGGGAUAGCGGAUGAUAGCGGAUGGCUUGGGUCCCGUGGGCAGAGGCUUACCCCCGAAACUGGGGUUCAAUGCCAUGAUAUGCCAUGCAUUUGAACGUCCUUGAGGCCAGCAACUGAACAUGCGAGCUUUAAGCGGCUUUGAUGAGUUUGCU
Molecule: messenger RNA, 3382 nt
Organism: Cladocopium goreaui
Lineage: Eukaryota; Dinophyceae; Suessiales; Symbiodiniaceae
Source: the annotation of a GenBank genome assembly